CUCUCCCUCCUCCUUCGUUCCAUCCUUUGUUUCGAAUCUACGACAGUGUGACCAAUAAGGAAAGGGGUACAGUAAAAGGCAGUGAGGCGAACCAAUGGGACGAGUUAGUGCAAGAAAACGAGGUUUCUCUUUUUCUUUUUUUGCGACUGUUUGCUGCUGUUGCUGUGAUUAUUCUUUAGCCAUUUGUGGAGGUGCGUUCGCCAGCCAUCCUCUUCUUCUUCCCCUUUAUAGCCGAGCUGAGGAGGUCGCAGUUUAGGUCAAGGAGAGUGGUAGUGGCUUUGGGGAGAGAGAGAGAGAGAGAGAGAGAGAGAGAUGGUGAGGGGGAAGACGGAGAUGAGGCGGAUAGAGAACGCCGCCAGCCGGCAGGUGACCUUCUCCAAGCGCCGCAACGGCCUCCUCAAGAAGGCCUACGAGCUCUCCGUCCUCUGCGACGCCGAGGUCGCCCUCAUCAUCUUCUCCAGCCGCGGCAAGCUCUACCAGUUCUCCAGCUCCAGCCAUAAGCUUUCCUUGAUCCUAUGGUGCAUUACCUCAGGAACUUCAAGUUACCUUCAGAUCUUGCCUCAACAGUAUCAUCAAACUCGCAAUCGUGUUGAAAAGACGAUCCACCGCUAUAUGAUUCACACAAAAGAUGUAAAUUGCAAACAGAGUUUGGUGGAUCAAAAGAUGCAGAAUUUGGUAUCUGAAGCCAAAAAUAUGGCCAAGCAGAUUGAACUUAUUGAAGCCCAGAAAAGGAAGCUGUUGGGUGAAAGCUUGGAAUCUUGUUCGGCAGAGGAAUUGCAUGAGCUAGGGAAUCAGCUAGAGGAGAGCCUGAGGCAGAUCAGAAACAGAAAACAUAGCAUCCUAACCGAACAGAUUGCAGAGCUCAAAGAAAAGGAGAGGAGCCUUAUGCAGGAGAAUAAAUUAUUGCGCGAAAAGUUCAAGGAAGGAAAUAUGCCACAAUUACAUGCUGCAGAGUUUGCUGCAAGCGAUCGGAAUGCUCAAAGCAUGGAGGUAGAGACAGAGCUGAUGAUCGGAAGGCCGGGAACUCGCUAAUUAUCGUGAUUGUACCUCUUGAAAACCAAGUUCCAUCGAUACACAAGUGUGUGUACAGCAAGAGGAAUCAGAAAACACACACCUCAUUGUAGGUGAUGAACAAGCAAAUGAUCAUGUUGGAACUCAUGUCUCGGACAGACUUGUUUGUGGAUGCUGGUGAAUGCUGAUUGCUUACCAGAGCUUGAUGUC
Molecule: messenger RNA, 1221 nt
Organism: Musa acuminata AAA Group (dessert banana)
Lineage: Eukaryota; Viridiplantae; Streptophyta; Magnoliopsida; Zingiberales; Musaceae
Product: MADS-box transcription factor 50-like
Exons: 8
Coding region: 313-1032 (239 amino acids)
Biological process (GO): positive regulation of transcription by RNA polymerase II
Cellular component (GO): nucleus
Molecular function (GO): protein dimerization activity; RNA polymerase II cis-regulatory region sequence-specific DNA binding; DNA-binding transcription factor activity, RNA polymerase II-specific
Source: RefSeq, a predicted model, not a curated record